AUGGGCAACGCCAGUCAGCGAAAAAUCGAUUUGGUUUUCAAAAGAAAAAGAGAUGAUGACAUGAUUGGAGUUGAGGAAGAUCCUUCACCAAUGGCAGAUCAACCUUUGCCAAUGCUUGAAAUUGAACAGCCACAACAGCCACACCCAGAGAGCCAAGAUGAAGACAUAGAGGGUGAAAUUCUGGAGAAGUACAGCUAUGAGCAUAUCAUUGAAGAUUUCAAAUGCGUGAAGGAACGGAAUGCUGAUUUAUAG
Triticum turgidum subsp. durum (durum wheat) is the source of this 252-nucleotide messenger RNA. Lineage: Eukaryota; Viridiplantae; Streptophyta; Magnoliopsida; Poales; Poaceae. The record is from the annotation of a GenBank genome assembly.